Molecule: messenger RNA, 1591 nt
Organism: Bombina bombina (fire-bellied toad)
Lineage: Eukaryota; Metazoa; Chordata; Amphibia; Anura; Bombinatoridae
Product: granulocyte-macrophage colony-stimulating factor receptor subunit alpha
Exons: 10
Coding region: 8-1186 (392 amino acids)
Cellular component (GO): membrane
Molecular function (GO): protein binding; cytokine receptor activity
Source: RefSeq, a predicted model, not a curated record
GCAAAAUAUGGAUACCAAGCUUUGUGCAUUUCUUGUUUGGAUGACAGUGCCAUUUUACUUGAUAUCAGCAUAUGAAGAAUACUUUUAUCUACUUCGCCCUAAAAAUCUCACAGUGACGAUGGUUAAUAGGACAUUAUUGCUGUCUUGGAACUGCAAUAUUCCUAAAGAAAUACUGAGUAACACAUCUUUUAAGAUUUUUGAAAAAGAUUAUGAAUCGUGGAAUAAGGAAAGUUUAUAUAAGGUGGAUUCUAACAUCAGGCAGCAGAACUUACCUCUACAACUAGAAGCUGAUCUGAAAGUUAUGACAGUUUUAAAUGGCAGAGAAAAUGAUAAUAUGUCGGAAGUAAUUUCUUUUAAAGAUCAAGGAUUAAAUGGGACAAAAGCAGAAAAUUUGUCCUGCAAGUUGCAAAAUAUUACUAUGAGUUGCACUUGGGCUUUUGGCAAAAAUGCCCCAGAAGACACAGUUUACUCACUUUACUUACAACAAGAUGAUGAAGAAAUAAAGUGCCAAAAUUCUGCAAUCAAUAAAAAUAGAAGAGUCGAAUGCAUAUUUCAAAAUCUUAAAAUUAAAUAUUUUGAAGACGCAAGAUUUAUAAUUGAGGGAACAAGUAAAGAAAAAAUACAGCUAUUUAUAGAUAUCUUUUCACCAGCAAAAGCAGAACUCUUCAAUCCACCAUUAAUUACAAAUUAUUCUACCCAAACUAUAAUCGAUUUGAAGUGGAGACAACCAUAUACUGUGUAUAAUGCAGCUAAGACGUGCUUUGAAUAUGAGAUUCAAAUAAAUACUACAAAACUGAAAUCAUACACAGUAAAUGGAUGGAAUGAACUUAAUAUAAGUAGACCCAGUUCAAAAGAGAAAUGUUUAAUAAAUAUUCGAGCCCGGGGAAUUGAUUCAUGUACAAUGAGUACUCAGUGGGGACAAUGGAGUAAUACAGUAAGCUGUGAUAAAGAUGUGGAAGAAUCCAUGGUCACCGAGGUCAUGCUUUUCUCUUUUGUGGCAACUGGUAUAAUAGCAGUAAUGGUAAUACUGCUUUUACUUUGUAUAAGAUUCAAAAUAUUAAGCAUCUUGUUUCCUUCAAUUCCACAACCGAAGCAAAAAUUUAGGAAUAUUGAUCACUGUGGCAGUAACCAAAUGUGUAAAUGCAUUGAACGGAUUGAGAUUCCAAUAAUGCAUGGAAUAGAAUAAACACCUUUAUCAGAGAGAUAUUGUUAUAAAGAACUGGAUAUCUACAAUUGAUAUAAAAGAAUAUAGUACCAAACCAUACUUACUGGUACAAUACAAAAAUAAAGAAAAAAAAGUAUGAAGAUUACUCACAAUUAACUUACAUUUUCAUUAAAUUGUUAAAAUGUUAAUGCAUUAUUUACAAAAUAAUAAUACAAAUAGUAUAAUUGGUAAAAAGAAAAGCAAUAAUGAACUUUUAAGAGAUUACCACAGCAAAUGCAUGCCAGAGGAUCUCACCAUGUGGUAUAAUAUGUGCUUAUUCUGCAAUUUUUCCCCAAACAUGAAAGACAGCUCCACUCUAUUUAUUUAGAAGGCACCAACAUGUUAAACAAUGCUAUACAUGGAAUCAUUAAAAAUCACAAAAACAAA